This is a messenger RNA of Leptosomus discolor (cuckoo roller), 849 nucleotides long. Lineage: Eukaryota; Metazoa; Chordata; Aves; Leptosomiformes; Leptosomidae. The record is from RefSeq and is a predicted model, not a curated record.
CGGUGGGGAACCUACUCCCCUUCCUGCGGCACCUGACAGCGCAGGUGCACAGCGCCGUGCCGGGCGGGCUGGUGAUCUGGUACGACAGCGUCCUGCAGAACGGCAUGCUGAAAUGGCAGAAUGAGCUGAACGAGAUGAAUAAGGCAUUCUUUGACGCCUGUGAUGGGCUGUUCACCAACUACAACUGGAAGGAGGAGAACCUGGAGCGCACGCGUGCGCUGGCCGGGCCACGCCACACCGACAUCUACGUUGGCAUCGACGUCUUUGCCCGCGGGGAUGUGAUCGGUGGUGGCUUCGACACUGACAAGUCCCUGCGCCUGAUCCGCCAGCACGGCCUCUCCGCAGCCAUCUUUGCCCCCGGCUGGGUCUACGAGCACCUGGGGGAGGAAAACUUCCUGAACAACGAGAACAAGUUCUGGGGCUUGCUGGCCGAGUACCUGCCCACGCACAGCAUCUGCACGCUGCCCCUCGCCACCUCCUUCAGCCUGGGCAUGGGCACCAGCAGGUUCCUGGAUGGGAAGGAGGAAGAGGCCGGGCCCUGGUAUGACCUGAGCGUGCAGGAGAUCCAGCCCUUCUACCCGGAGCACGAGGGCAGGCUGAGCACCAGCUGCUGCCUGCAGGACGCUUGGUGCGGGGGCAGCUCCCUGAGGGUGCAGGGGACCAUCCCCCCUGGCGAGGAGCGUGUGGCCACCUGCCUUUUCUCUUUGCAGAUGCCGGCACCCCCCAAGCUCUUCCUGACCCUGCUGUACAAGCUGGAGGGGCCACACCCCGAUGAGUUCACGGUGUCACUGGAGCUCACCACCUGGGACUCGGGUACCUGCCACGAGGGCAACGUCACCUCGCUGCCUG